ACACGUGCGGCAAACAGUAGUAUCAGUGGUUUCGUUUAUUAAAUUAAAAUAUAAAUUAAAGUGAAAAUAUAUUGCAAACUGGCUGGCAAAAUAGGUUUUAAACUUCUUUAGUGUUAAGGCAAUGGUUUGCAGACAACAAGUUGUGCCAGAAAAUAACACACCAGCACAACGUUGUAAUACAAACAAGCAAGACACGACUCCUAUGUUCAUUGAUAACUUCAUUGCAAAGACUAGAUACAUUCAUACUGACCUUUCAGAAUUUGGAAAUAUUUCUAAUAUGGACUUCGAAGAACUUGAUAAGCUUAAAUUACAAUACUUGGCCGGUGCGAAUCUUGUUGAGCAUACACCACUGUAUGCGCCUGGUGGAGAAUUUCUAUUUAUUCGCUGCAAAAAUGUUAUAUACGUAUAUUCUACGGUAACUGGAGAGCUAGCACGUAAACUUACCGGUGCUAGUGCUAAUAUUGUGUCAAUGGAGUUAGAAUUACAUGAUAAUGAAACACUUGUUGCGUGUUCGUCCAAUGGCGAGGUUUUUCGUUGGAUUUGGCGUUUUGGACGUCAACAACAAAAACUUGAAUUGAAUUUGCACAAAGCCCAAGAAAUUCUUACUUUUAAUCUAAUUAAUUUAUACGCCAAUUCCAAUACAGCUUGUGCAUUUGUAACUGCGGGAAACGAACAGCAAGUCCAAUGGUUUGUGGUAGACACAAGUACGGGUGAACGUUUAAAUGUGCCAUGCAAAUUAGAGCUGCUUCCCACUAAACCUCUUGUUUCGGCAGAUUCAAAAAAUUUCAAGCAUAUCGCAAUAGUGCAAGGUUACUAUGUAUAUUUUCUAAAUUACAAGACAUGGGCUUGGAAAAGGCUAUUUAACGCACGCCGAAUUCCUAUUACUGUUGUACGUUGCCAUCCACUUGAAGAAGCGAUUAUUACUGGUGAUGAAAUUGGUCAAAUUUUUUUAUGGCGUGAGUUUAUGAGCCAAAGCACAGUGAAAACGACACUCUACCAUUGGCACCAUACCGCUGUUACAAGUAUAGCGUUCACACCAAGCGGCACCGGUUUCUAUAGCAGUGGCCAUGAGUCGGUGCUAGUCUAUUGGAAUAUUCAGCAACCCGAUUUACGUAAUUUCCUGCCACGAAUGGGCUCUGUAAUUUGCCAAUUAGCAGCUAAUGAUGACAAUACCCAAAUUGCUGUUUGCACGGCAGAUAAUGGGGUCCAUUUUGUUGGUAGUGAUAAUGAAAUCGUUAGCACUCUGCAGGAAUUCACUUAUAUGGAAAAAGACAAAACGGGUAAUAACAAGUUUCCUGUCGGAUUGCGUUUAAAUCCUCGUACUAAUACUAUUGUGUUGAAUGGCAAACAUGGUCAUUUACAAUUUUAUUCUGUAUACACCAAGAAUAUGCUGUACAAUAUGGAUAUUGUCAUGCAAAAUCAACUCUCUAUGGAGAGUGCCAAAGUUCUCUAUAACAUCAUGGUGACCAAAGCAGCAUUUAAUAUCGAUUGGAUGGCAACUGGCGAAGUGUUCAAUGAUUAUGAACAUUUGCCCGAAUUACGCUUAAAAUUCUGGAAAUACGAUGAGGCUGCUAAGACAUACUCACUCAAUACAAAUGUUGAGCUGCCACAUGAAGGCGGAUUUAAAGCCAUCGAAUUUUCUACACCAAAUCAAGUGGAUAAUUUGCUAUGUGCUACGGUUGGCGAAGAUAAUAUCAUAAAAAUGUGGUCGCUUGAGGAAUCCGAUAGCAUUUAUAAGAAAGGCAAAGCUUGGUACUGCAUAGCGAAAACUUCCUAUCGUGGCUUACCUGUGGAAUCUAUAUCAUUUUCGCAAGAUGGCUCUGUACUAGCGGCAGGAUACGGCAAUACGCUUUGCAUAUAUAGAGCUGAAAAUUUGAAACUAAAAGCAGCGCUUACCCCACCACCAGGUUUUGACGGUGUUGUACCUACAAUACAAGUGAGCUUGCGACAGAAAGGCGUAGAAUCUCAGCUGAAAGACGAUUUCACACCAGAAAGACGAAAAAGAUGGUUGCAACUCUUGAACGAUUUCAUUGGAAAAAAUGAUGAGACGCUAAUCAAAGAACUGGAGAAGUUUGCAGAAAAAUGCGAAAAAAUCGAUUUCAAACCCAAGGAGGUAUCGGCUGAGGAUAUUGAUGAAGAGACAAGAAAAAAAUUAUAUAAUAAAAUAAUGGAUAUGCAUCAGCUAAACUUUUUCCACAAAGUUUUGCUAUUUCAACGCUUGGGAAUAAGAGUAAAUGUGCAUCCUGAAGGCAAGGAACGUUUACUCUCCUAUUUAUAUGAUACCAUAAUUCCCGAAGGUCAGCGCAAUCGUUUGCUUGAAAUGGAAAACGAAGUAAAACACAUUAGUACACGUUAUCGUUACAAAGCGAAAUGGCGCUUGCACGAAUAUGAAAAGAGAUUAAAGCGAUAUGAAGCGCAAGUGCAAGAAAAACUGUUGCCACUAAUGGAGGCGCUCGAUUUUGGUGAUGCGUCUUCAACGCCCCUUACAAACGGCAAUUCUGCGCAUAAGAGUGGAGCAUCUAUUACGCCGGAAAAAGCAGAAAAGUCAAUUGAGCAAUUGGAGGAUAACGAAGAGCCACUUGAGGAAAUAACUUUGUCUGAUCCAGUAAUGGCGCAGAUUAAAAAGGUGCAAUUCGCAGCUGGAGAAUGGGCGCAUUUGGUGAUUGUGUGUACGGAGAGGCGUGUUUUAAUAUAUAAUUUGCUCACAUUGCGUUUACAUGCUGCAUGCAAGCUGUCCGUCGAGCAUAUGGCCUUCGAUCCAAUAAGCAAUUUAGUCGCUGCCUUUACCAAGUAUAAUGAAUUAUAUGUAUUCCAACCGAAUGUACCGUUACCCAUAUAUCAACGUCGCAAUUUACCACGGCUGUAUGACGCGGUUUGGCUACCGCGACGUCAUCCCAAAAACCGCUCUAUCAAUGUUGACUGGCAGGCACAGUCGACUUUAUACUUUUUAACAGAAGAUCAGGAAAUCUACUACUUGGGUAUACCGGAUAGUGUGGACGAUGAUGCGCCACCACCAAUUACAUUUACGAAUCCAGUUAAACAAGCAAUGCAAUACAGUACAUUUGGCACUUUUGCUACGCAACAACACUCUGAUAUGCAGAGCAGCACUAGACAAUCGAUCGGACCAUUAGUUGUGGGCAAUUCGAGUAAAACGGCUGUGAAAUCGUUAAUUGACAUGUCCACACAUACAAUGCCGCCACUAAGUCUCCUCGCUGCCGAUUUUGUUAAAUCUCUCCUUAAAACUGCUGAUUCAUCUGCGAAAGAUGCCGACGCUAACAAAGGAGAAACGUUCGAAAAGUCUGGAAAACCAUUAUAUAAUAGAAGGAAAAUGUUGAAUGGUGGUAGUAGGGCUUUUAUGAAUGGUCAUGGUGCCGAACACUCGGACGAUGAUGAAACCGAAGAAGAAGAAGAAGAAGAACAAAAACACGCAGAGAAGGAAAGUAUGAAUGGUAAUAACACAAAACAUGCCGUCGCAAUGGAUGCAGACAUCGAGAUGGUAGAUGAGGCGCUAGAGUUGAAGAAACGCAAAAGUUUGAUUUUGAAAAAUGAGGAAAUCAGCGCAAAUGCAGCGAAAACUGCUGCAACACAACGGCAAGACAACGAGGCGCAGCUGAAACGCAUUGCUGUAGCCAGUGUAGAAUUAGAAUUUUAAAUUAUUGAUUGCAUUCAUUGAAAAUUUUACAAAGUAAAAUGCUGUAGUAAACUAAAAGC
Molecule: messenger RNA, 3711 nt
Organism: Ceratitis capitata (Mediterranean fruit fly)
Lineage: Eukaryota; Metazoa; Arthropoda; Insecta; Diptera; Tephritidae
Product: WD repeat-containing protein 75
Exons: 11
Coding region: 122-3652 (1176 amino acids)
Biological process (GO): positive regulation of rRNA processing; positive regulation of transcription by RNA polymerase I
Cellular component (GO): nucleolus
Molecular function (GO): RNA binding; protein binding
Source: RefSeq, a predicted model, not a curated record